This is a messenger RNA of Falco peregrinus (peregrine falcon), 4176 nucleotides long. RefSeq names its product NDC80 kinetochore complex component (gene NDC80). Gene Ontology annotation, biological process: attachment of mitotic spindle microtubules to kinetochore. Bases 115 to 2034 code for a protein of 639 amino acids. The transcript is spliced from 17 exons. NCBI's taxonomy places the organism in Eukaryota, Metazoa, Chordata, Aves, Falconiformes, Falconidae. Gene Ontology annotation, cellular component: Ndc80 complex. The record is from RefSeq and is a predicted model, not a curated record.
CCUUCACUCCUCAUCCUGCUCCUUCGUCGCUCCGCUGUGACGGUCGCGCUGCGUGACGUAGUCGGCGGGCGGAUUUGAAAUUGAGAGGAAGGUGGCGGCGCCGUUAACGUCACAAUGAGACGAAGCUCAAUUAUUGCCGGAAGCAGCGGUCGUCAAUCUAUGAUGGCACUGAGAGUGCAGGACAGCAACAAGAUGGGCCUUCAAACACCUCAGAUGAAGGACAGAGGUACGUUUGGGAAGCUGAGCAUGAGCAAACCUACAUCUGGAACUUCAGAAAGAAAAGUCAGCUUUUUUGGGAAGAGAACUAGUGGGGCUGGAGGUUCACGCAACAGUCAGUAUGGUGUGUUUGGUACAGAAAAGAUCAAGGACCCCAGGCCACUUCAUGACAAGGCAUUCAUCCAACAGUGUAUCAAGCAGCUUUGUGAGUUUCUUGCUGAGAAUGGUUACGUCCAUAAUAUUUCCAUGAAAUCACUACAGUCUCCAUCAGUUAAGGACUUCUUAAAAAUCUUCACUUUUAUCUAUGGAUUUCUUUGCCCUUCUUAUGAACUGCCUAACUCAAAAUUUGAAGAGGAAAUUCCUAGAGUUUUUAAAGAGCUUGGGUACCCCUUUCCUUUGUCAAAAAGCUCCAUGUACACAGUGGGAGCACCACACACGUGGCCUCAGAUUGUGACAGCUUUGGUUUGGUUAAUCGAUUGUGUCAAGUUGUAUGUUGCCAUGAAGGAAAAUUCACCAUCAUUUGAUGAUGGCCAGAACUGGGGAGGUGAGACGGACGAUGGAAUUAUACAUAAUAAGCUUUUCAUGGACUACUCUGUGAAGUGCUAUGAGCACUUCAUGAAAGGGAAUGAUACUUUUGAAGAAUUUGAUGCAGAAGUGCAGUCAAAAUUAAAGGAUUUAUUUCAUAUAGAUGAAUUCCAGAUAGAAGGUUUAGUAGCUGACAACAAAAGACUUCAUGAAGAAAUUGCAAGACUAGAAAAAGAAAAGGAAAGCGAGCCGGAUCGUAGAGUAUCAUUACGAAAGCUGAAAUCAUCUCUUCAAGGAGAUGUCCAGAAAUACCAGGCUUAUUUGGCUAAUCUGGCAUCUCUUAUAGCCAACCUUGAUCAAAAAAUGGAAGGUGUUAAUGAAGAAGUUGAGAGAGCAGAAAUGGAAGUGGAAGCAAUGAAGCAGGAGAAUGCCCGGCUCCAGCACGUCUUCGAUAACCAAAAGUACUCUGUUGCGGACAUAGAGAGAAUAAAUCAUGAGAGAAAUGAAUUACAGCAAACCAUUAACAAGCUGACUAAGGAAGUGGAAGAAGAAGAACAUCAGCUGUGGAAUGAAGAGCUAAAAUAUGCCAGAAAUAAAGAGACGAUCGAAAUGCAACUAGCAGAGUAUCAUAAACUGGCUCGGAAGCUGAAAUUAAUUCCAGUAAGUGCAGAGAAUUCCAAAGGCCAUGACUUUGAGAUUCAGUUUAAUCCGGAGGCAGGACCAAAUUGCCUAGUCAAAUGCACUCAGAUCAAGACUUCCCUUACGGAGAUCCUAAACCAGACUGAGGAAGAAAUUGGGAAAGCUACUCAACGGAAAAUGUCUUUGGAAGAAACCUUGGAACAGGUGAAUGUAAUGGUAGCGGACAAGAAAAGCAGCGUGAAAAUGCUGAAAGAGGAAGCUGAAAAACUGGAUGAUCUUUACCAGCAGAAGCUUAAGGAGGCAGAAGAGGAAGAGCAAAAAUGUGCAAACGAACAGGAAUUGUUAGAGAAGCAUAAACAAUUACUUGAGAGUGGUGUCAAUGAAGGUCUCAGUGAAGCCACAAAUGAAUUACAUGAUCUUCAACGACAAUACCAAGUUGUUAUGCAAACAACAACAGAAGAGAGCAGAAAAGCUGGUGAUAACUUGAAUCGUCUUUUAGAAGUGAUUGCUACUCAUGUAGUAUCUAUAGAGAAAUAUCUGGAUGAACAGAAUGCAAAAAUUGACAGAGACUAUGAAGAAUUCAUGUCUGAAGAUCUAUUGUCAACCUUGACCAGAAUUCUAGACAGUUAUACAAAGAAGGCUGAAAGUCUGUGAUUACCAAAAGGGUGAAAAUGAAAAUUUUGCAUUUCUGAAGCUCUGGUAUAGUGCCUUCUAAAAAGAUGGGUACUUCCUGCAUUUAGCAGUGAAACUGAUUUUAAGUGUAAGGAAAUGUUUAUAAACUUCCUUUUGUUUUGACACAAAUACAUUUAAGAAUUAAACUAUAUAUUUGCAUUUUUCUAAAAAAGGCUUUGCUUACACUUCCUCCUUGCAAUACAUUACAUAUAAUUACAUUUGUGACAAGACAACUGUGGGAAAAGCUGAAUCUCAUUUUUUCUUUAUAAUCAAAUAAUUUGUGCUCUUCUAAGAAUAUUAGUAAGACAAGACUACAGUUAACCUGUUAAAAAAAACAAGACAGUGGACUUAAAAACAGAACUGCAAGUGACAGCACAAAUGCAGAGGGUACUGACAACCUGAAAUACUGCUACUUAAAAAUAACCAGUGGGUUUUGUAAACAUUAAGAUUGCUAAACACUUCUGUAAACAGGUAAGAUUUGCUGAAGAAGUUACACUUUCCUUUCUGGAGUAUAGUUUGUGUAUUUCGUAAUAUAUGUACCUAUUUAGUGCACAUGCAUGACAGUGCACAUCCUUCCCCAAGCCUUUCUUUUAGUAGCAACACCAAAUAUAAACGUCUCAGUCUUCUGCUUGUUCCAUGAAUCUAUGAAACUGCCCAGAGACCGCUCUUACAUGAGUUAAGAAUUUUUUUUAACAAAAACCUAUCUGAAAAGAUGAGCAGCAGUUAUACAGUAGUCUAGCAGUAGUUAUACAGUUUGAAAGCAAAGUCCUGCCUCUAACUUAUCUGGGCCUGUGAGCAGUUGAAACUCACUGUACUUGUUAAAUAUGUAUAUCAGAGAUAGCUCUAAGUAGAACAACAUAUAAAUUCUGGGAAUUAAGCUAAUCACUUGUAUCCAACAUUAGCCAAAUCUACAUCAAAAUGGUCUACAAUGAGUCUGCAUUCUUGUUAGACCAGUUGAACAGACUCUAUUUGAUUUUAUUUUUUUUCUCCUUCAGGAAAGUAGCAGUAAAAUUAGGUUUACAUUUUUUUCAAAGUAUUUGCAAUGAAGCUCCCCAUACACUAUCUCUUGAACUUGUACUCCCUUGUUCAGUGCUAUGUGGAAGUAGUACCUUCUUAUCUACUCUGUAUAUACCUUGUCUUUAAAAAAAAAGACACUUAAGUCUUGGAUAGUUUAGUUUAUGAGGUAUUUCCUAAUAAAAGUAUUGAAGUAUGUGAGUGUUUUUAAAGAGUUCAAUGAUGAGUAUCACUGAUUCAAAUAUACAAUGAUAAAAACAACUUUGCAGUCUGUUCAAAAGUUCUUAGUAGCUGAUAGCUAAAUGAAGUUGUCCUUAAUAUUGCGUAUAACUAUAGAAUUGGAAUGAAACGCAGAUCCCUACAACAAACUUAAGUUGAACCAUCUGAACAGAGGCUGCAAAUAAAAACUGGAUUGUCUUUAAUUCUAGGCUAUUUUUGCAGAGCAUAUAUAAAACUCAGUUGUUCUUAACGUAGUGUGUGAACCUUCUGGCUCUGGUAUGAGUAUUUUAUUUCAGAUACUUAAUUAAAGCCAUUAUUAUCAUAGCUUCUAACUUUCUGUUCUUUUGUGUUGUACUCCAGAAGUUUAAUAUGACAGCUAUGAAAGUUUUCUAACAGGUGGAUAGUACUUCUGCUUUCUUCUGUUGUCCUCUUUUAUACAAACUCUUACAUUUUUUUCUGUUACAGCCUAGUCAUUAUCAAAUGUGUUCCUUCGCUUUAGAAGCUUUUUUGUGAUCUUUCUAAUAUUUUUGUUAUCUAAAGCAAUAUUCUAAUAAAGCAAAACUGUGAACCAUACAAAAUAAUCACUUUAUUUUUAAAUAUGUGCUUAUUUAUGGGUUAUGCUCUCUUGGCUGCCUGAUACCUGUUUGUUUCUGCUUCUGUAACUAGCUGUUCUUGUGUUUAUUAGUAUCUGCAGGUUCUUUGCCAUGUGGAGUAGUCAGUUGACUUGAGUAAAUGAAAGCAAAAUAAAUUUAAUUUCCAAGGACCAAUACUAACCCAGUGGGAAUGGGUUAAAGAAUCAAGGUUCACAAAGACCUUCCUUCAUGUACUGGCAAAUGUGAUAUUUUGAAAUUGAAGUAGUCUGAGUAAUGAAAAGUCCACAUUUAUAAUGUU